Temnothorax curvispinosus is the source of this 2461-nucleotide messenger RNA. Its product is annotated as protein cbp-1-like. Gene Ontology annotation, biological process: positive regulation of transcription by RNA polymerase II. The transcript has 6 exons. Gene Ontology annotation, molecular function: histone acetyltransferase activity; transcription coactivator activity; chromatin DNA binding. Gene Ontology annotation, cellular component: histone acetyltransferase complex; transcription regulator complex. The record is from RefSeq and is a predicted model, not a curated record. Lineage: Eukaryota; Metazoa; Arthropoda; Insecta; Hymenoptera; Formicidae. The annotation marks the transcript as partial.
GGAACGAUAUCAGCGAUGGUCAAUUCAGCAAUACAACAGGAUGCAGUUCCCACAGCAGGAGAACAGCCAACGCCAACAGCAAAUCCAGUAACAACUACAAGGAAUCCUUCCGAUUCUAGCCCGAACGGGCAAUCCACAUUAAUUCAACGUCAAUAUGGUGCCUAAUCCCUAAUCCUGGACUCAGCCCAUUUGGACGACCUCAAAUGUCCCAGGCUAAUCUCACGACCACCACUGUGUUCAAGAACGCGACAUCUAGUUAAUUUCCAGCUUCCAAUGGCGUGGCUGCCGGUUUGCUCAAUAGUUUUAUUCAGAAUCAACAUCAGUUCCCUGAUCUUAUGAAAGUUAGAUUGACCGAGGCCAAGGCAGUGGGCCCAAUCUAUGUUGUCAAGCAGCACAGCAACUGCAAUAAAGGCAGCAACAACAAAUACUCCGAGCCAUGUCGAUACUCUGAUAAUGUCAAUUUCGCAAGCAUCGUUUAGCGGGAUGUUACAACCAAGUGUACAGCAGCCGCAACAACUGCAGCAGCAAUAGAAACAAUUCUCAAUUCAAUCGUUGUCAGCUUCCACACUUAAUGACGAUGGUAUUGCGACAUCGACGACGCAGACUGUAUCACCGCUCACUGUCUAAUGGCCUUAUUUAUCAAUAAAAUAUGAAUCAUGAUGUACAAUGUAUACCAAUAAUAUAUGGAUGCUUUUAUAUUCUAUUUAUUUUGGAAAGAAUUUUUCCUCUCCAUUCUCGAGCAACAUUAUUACUCUGCAAAUCUACACGAAUUUAUUGCUUGACAGAUACAAGCAAUAAAUGUUGCAGUUCGACAAGAGCGACUAAGUUAAUAUAUGUAACAAGUAGCUUAUUUAGAAGCAUUUGAAAUAAAAGUCGUGACAAGUUUACGUGCACUUCAAUCAUUUGAUUUGAAGUAAAUGUUCGAAGCUUUAAAGCAAGUGACACAAUUGUCGUUUUGUCUUUGUUACUCGUUGCGAAAAAAGAAAUAUAGAACGACGUUUGUGUCGACCUGUGUCCGCUUGCUGGAAAGCUAAUUUCAAGAUAUAGAUAGAUUUGUUCCCACUAGAUGGUAGCACAGCAAAUGUUUAUUCGCUCCAUGCUCCAUGUUCGCUCGCUCUGCUCGCUUAUAUCUCAUAACCACAUAUAACCUCAAAUUCAAACACGGGAGCACGGAGUAAGUUAUGCUGUCAAACUGAAUCAAAGGGCAUAGGAACGAAUACGAGUCCCAUGCAAGCGAGAGGCACCGCCAGCAGAUUUGUCUGCACUGCUGAUUCAAUUGGUACUAAGAACAUUAUGGAUAGUCAAGAAGGUGAAGCAGCAGCACAACAGGCACAACUCUCAGCACCAAGUCCGGCUCAAUCUCAAUUGAGUACGCCGACCGGAAGACAGCCAGGUCCGCAGCAAGCUACGCAAGGACAAAUGGCUAAUACUGGUACUUCAACAGGCGCGAAAUCGACAAUUGAUCCAGAGGAAUGUAGAUUCGUCCAGCAAUUGUUGAUGCUGCUUUUGCAUGCAGAUAAAUGUCAACGACGCGAAAGCCAAGCAAACGUCGAGAUGAGACAAUGUACCUUGCCGGACUGCAAAACUAUGAAAAAUAUUCUAAAUCACAUGACGAAUUGUCAAGCCGGAAAGAAUUGCACCGUGCCUCAAUGUAGAAUAUAUAGGCGGAUCAUCAGUCAUUGGAAGCAUUGUAAACGAAGUGAUUGUCCGAUUUGCUUGCCGAUAAAACAAGCACAGAACGGGACAAUUUCUGCGCAAGAACCCGCAAUUCAACCAAAUAAUCAGCCAAAUCCAAGCUCAUCCAAAAUGAGAUGGGCUUAUGAUGCUUUAGGAAUUCAGUGUCCGACAACAACACCGGGGCUUUUACCCGGUCAAGACAUUGGUAGGGGCGUUAGAAUGCCAGCUCCCGGCAUGAUGGGCGGUCCUCCAGGGGCAUUGGGCAACGUUGGAUUAGCGCAAUCUCAGACACAGAUUGCACCAGGACAAUCCGUAGCCUUUGCCGGACAACAAGUAGUCACGCCGAACGUAUCUUUUCCUUUGAAUUCCGAUCCUAGUAUAGUAGGGGUAGCUGGCAAUCAGACGGUAUCAACGACCGGACCUACAGCCACUGACGCAGCGGCCGCUGUCGGUAUACAGGUUAUUCCAAAUGGAUUACAGGAUCUACAGUUUCCAGGCGGUCUUCAAUCCAGUCAAGUCACAGCGAUACCGGUGCAAGGAACAAAGGAGUGGCAUCUGUCCGUCACUCCAGAUAUCAGGAACCAUCAUGUUCAUCAAUUGAUUCAAGCAAUAUUCCCGAAUCCCGAUUCACAAUCUAUGGUUCAUAAAAGAAUACACAACUUGGUCGUCGCGUUCGUGAGGAAGGUGGAAAGUGACAUGUACUUUAAGGCUAACUCCCGGUCGGAAUAUUAUCAAUAUUAUCAUCUGCAGGUCGGGAAAAUCUACAAGUUUCAAAAGGAAGUUG